Molecule: messenger RNA, 3114 nt
Organism: Stegodyphus dumicola
Lineage: Eukaryota; Metazoa; Arthropoda; Arachnida; Araneae; Eresidae
Biological process (GO): extracellular matrix organization
Cellular component (GO): collagen type IV trimer
Molecular function (GO): extracellular matrix structural constituent conferring tensile strength
Source: RefSeq, a predicted model, not a curated record
UUUUUAAAAGCUGCAAAGGAAGGAUUAGAAGGUGAUGAUGGACCUCCUGGUCUUCCUGGACGCCCUGGGCUAUCGGGUUUGAAAGGAGAGCCUGGGGAACCGGGAAGAGCUGGAUUUUCUGGAAGGAAAGGUGACAGAGGGUUUUCCUAUCCUGGAAGGCCAGGAGAGAAAGGCAACAGAGGUGCAUCUGGACCACCCGGCAUUGGAGGUCUGGAAGGUGCAAGAGGAGAGCAAGGAGAUAUUGGAUAUCCAGGACCCCGCGGGUUGCCAGGUGAAAGAGGUUUACCAGGCUUUGCAACUCCAGGACCGGCAGGACCACCUGGUAAACCAGGUAGAGAUGGCAUUCCAGGAAGAAGGGGCGAAAAAGGUGAUCAAGGACAAAUUGGAAUAAGAGGUCCCUUUGGCGAAAAAGGAGUUUCAGGAGAUCCAGGAAGAGCGGGGGUUCCUGGCCCUGUUGGCCCAAAAGGAUUCCCAGGUUGGAGAGGAGAUCCGGGUGAUCAAGUUCCCGAGAAUGAAAUAUUAUCUAUACCUGGCUUGCCAGGAGAUGUUGGGCCACCUGGAUUCAUUGGAAGACCUGGACCAGCAGGGCCAAUAGGAGAUCGGGGCCUAAAUGGGUUGCCUGGGCUUAAAGGCAGCCCAGGGUACCCUGGACGUGAUGGAUUACCAGGACCUCAAGGGCCUAAAGGUGUUGCUGGUGACAGAGGAUUAGAUGGUUUCAGAGGAUUUCCGGGAGGUCCUGGAUAUCCAGGGGUAGCAGGCGAGCCGGGCUAUCCGGGAUCCCCAGCUCCAUCCAGAGGCUUCUUCUAUACCCAUCACAGUCAAACAACUGAGAUACCUCCAUGUCCCGGAGGUACGACACUGAUGUGGAGUGGCUAUUCCUUGCUAUACAUUCAAGGCAACGAACGAGCACAUGGCCAAGAUCUUGGAAGUCCUGGAAGCUGUUUACGUAAAUUCAGUACAAUGCCUUUCAUGUUUUGUAACCUCAACAAUGUGUGUCAUUUGGCAUCACGCAGCGAUUUCAGCUACUGGUUGAGCACGCCAGAAACUAUGCCUAUGGACAUGGCACCUAUUAUUGGAAGGAACAUUAGAAGAUUUGUUAGCAGAUGCUCCGUUUGCGAAUCAUCAACUCAGGUAAUAGCAGUUCACAGCCAGAGUACUGAAGUACCAGAAUGUCCUAAUGGCUGGGCUGACUUAUGGGAUGGAUACAGUUUCUUCAUGAAUACUGAUGCUGGAGCCGAAGGUAGUGGACAGCCUCUUUCUUCCCCUGGUUCUUGUUUGCAAGAUUUUAGGCCAAAUCCUUUCAUUGAAUGCCAAGGCCUUGGCAGAUGCAACUACUAUACUACUGCAUACAGUUUCUGGUUGGCAGCUAUUAAGCAUGACAAGCAAUUCAUCAUUCCCGAACCACAGACACUGAAAGCUGGAGACCUAAAGUCCCGUGUUUCAAGGUGCAGGGUAUGUCGACGCAUACCCAUUCCUGGAUAUUAGACAAUAAAAGGUCAAGAAAAUUUUAAAUGGCUUGAUAAAUAAACAGCAUUUAAACAUUCUGUUGAGAAGAUAUCAAAGUGUUGACAUAGACUGCUUUUACAUAACGAAAUUUAACUGCCAAAACGCAAAAUGUAAAUGAAGGAAAUGGGUAAAGUUUUGACUCUUUCUAACAAACUCAUUGCAAAGAAUGCUUAUAAAAAGAACAAACAAGGUCGUUGAGAGUAUAAAAAUGUACUUCUUCAGAAACUUAUUUUUAAGGAAAGAUUUACAGAUUUAGAGGAAAAGAAAUUCUCAACUUGUUUUAAAUAUAAUGAUGGUAUUUCUUCUUAUUUUCUUUGACUGAAGAAAUAGAUACGAAUUAUGCAAACACUGGCUUGAAUAAGUAUACUAAUGACAAACUUAUUAAAUUAAAUGGAAGCGAAAUGAGGCAUUAUUUUCCCUUCAAACAUAUUACUUUAUCCUUAAUUAUAAACUUUAUUAAUUAGAAGUAAUUAAAUUCUAGAACUUUGAACAAGAAAAUUGUGUUAGUUAAAUUACAAUUAAAAUUUUAAAGAACAACUAUGGUUUCGAAUGUAUCUGAAAUCUUCUUUAGUUAGCUUUCAAAAUUUCAGAAAACACUAGAAUAUUAUCAGUUAGGGAAAACUUGCACAUAUUUUAUUCUGGAAGGAAUUUAAAUUGUUUUAAGUUUUUAUGAUUUAUAUUGAUUGAAAGUUACAAUUCUAAAGUAUUUUUAGUAUAUGAAAUAUAAUAUGUUAAAACAAGUCCAAGUGAACAGGUUGGUGUAAAUGAAAAGGAAGGGGGAAAAGAACUUUGAAGGAUGUUUCUAGUUAUGUCAAAGGAAGGAUAAUUGCUGUUAUAGCAAUAAAAUAAUGAUAAUGAAGGAUAAAAUAACAGCUUUAUCCAAACAAAACACUGCCAGUAUAAACUGUGUAUUGUUAGUUUGCUUCUGCAUCAGCUUUAUGUUCUCUCAGUGUUUAAAAAUUUGAGGCUAAUGUGAUUUCGGUACUUUCUGAUUAUUCACAGCCCUACAAAAAGCAGCGAACUCAUUGGUGACUUUGUGAAUUGGCAAAAAUCUUUGGUUUAGCUAACUUAAUGGCUCACAAAAUAAUGUUUUGUUCAAAAAUAAUAGUAAAAGGAAUAGUUUUAUAAAGAACAAAUUUUAUAAGAAAAAUAGAGAAAUCUAUAUAAUAAAUAUUUGCAUUUUAAUAGCUGGGGGAAAGAAUUUAGUGAAAUUACCGUAAAAUAUAAAGCACAUAAAUCUUAUAUAUACUCAAAUAUGUACUACAUGAUUCACACUUGCUUGGGUUAUUUAUCAUCGGCAAUGGGCAAUACUACCAAAAUUAGAGACAAAGAGUGCAGAUAAUCAGAAAGUACUAUGACAUUUUUAAACGCUGAGAACUUAUAAUAAUGUUUUGUUCAAACAAAAUAAUGUUUGUUCAAAAUAAUGUUUGUACUGUGACUUUUUUAAAAGCUGAGAACUUAUUUUUUAAAAUGCAUAUUAUUCAUUGUUUGUGAAAGUUACAGCAUUUUUAUUUAAGGAAAAUUACGUUGAUUUUCAAAACUCAGUAUCAUUUUAUAAUACUGUAAAAAUUUUUUAAUUAGUUUCAGUAAAAAUUAUUUAUUGCUAUG